AUGUUGCGCAAGGGACUUAAACCUACAACUUUUAAUUACAACGUCAUACUGGAUGGAUUAUUUCUGGCUGGACGAACUGUUGCUGCAAAGGAAAAGUUUGAUGAGAUGGUUGAAUCUGGAGUAAGUGUGUGCAUUGAUACAUAUUCGAUAGUUCUUGGUGGACUUUGUAGAAAUAAUUGUAGCGGCGAAGCAAUCACGCUAUUCCAGAAAUUAAGCACAAUGGAUGUGAAAUUCAAUAUUAUAAUUGUCAAUAUAAUGAUUGAUGCCUUCUACAGGGUUCAGCGAAACCAAGAAGCCAAGGAUUUGUUUGCUGCAGUAUCAGCCAAUGGUUUGGUAGCUAAUGUCUUUACCUACACCAUAAUGAUGAAAAAUCUUAUAAAAGAAGGGUCAGUGGAAGAAGCUGACGAUCUCUUUUUAUCAAUGGAGAAGAGCGGCUGUACUGCUGACUCUUAUAUGUUAAAUCUUAUUGUCAGAAUGUUACUGGAAAAAGGAGAGCUAGUCAAGGCUGGGAAUUAUAUGUCUAAAGUUGAUGCAAAGAGCUACUCACUUGAAGCUGAAACCGUUUCGCUGCUUAUCUCUCUCUUUUCAGGGAAAGGGAAAUAUAGAGAACACAUAGGAUUGCUCCCUACAAAGUAUCGGUUUCGUGAAGAAGCAGCCACAGUUUAG
This is a messenger RNA of Triticum turgidum subsp. durum (durum wheat), 666 nucleotides long. The record is from the annotation of a GenBank genome assembly. Lineage: Eukaryota; Viridiplantae; Streptophyta; Magnoliopsida; Poales; Poaceae.